ACCGUCCUGUCGCUUGCGCGGUGACCCCUGGCUGGUGGAUCCGCCUCUCUGGCCUUGGUUUUCCCGAAUGUGGAACCAGCAACGCGCAUCUCCGGGCCUCUGCACCUACCCUUCGUCCGCACUGUGCCCGGAGGCGGCUCCCUGGUCCUCAGGCGCGUUUUCUAGCCGGGAAGACAGAGGCCCUGCGUGCGACCCGCAGCCCGCGUUCCCGCCGCCCAUUGUAGGUGUGGGGCUUCGGCUGUGCCCGCGAGGCUCGCCCCGGCUCGGCCUCUCACGGCCCCGCCCAGCCCUCGAGCUCCGGUGGGGCCGGCAGCGUCGCUGAUGGACCCGGUGCAGCCUGCCUUUUGGCCCCCUGGCUCAGCUGUGACCUUUGAAGAUGUGGCUGUAUAUUUCUCCCAGGAUGAGUGGGGGCUCCUUGAUUCAGCCCAGAAGCACCUGUACCACAAAGUGAUGCUGGAGAACUUUGAGCUCGUGACCUCACUUGGUUAUUGGCAUGGAGUGGAGGGUGAGGAGGCCCAUCCCAAGCGGAAUGUUUCUAUAGAAAGGGUGUCACAGGUCAGGAUCCCCAACGCAGAUCCUUCCACCCACAAGGAUAACUCCUGUGACAUGUGUGGGCCAUUCUUGAAAGACAUUUUGCACCUAGCUGAGCAUCAGAGAGUACACCCUGAGGAGAAACCCUACACAUGUGAAGCAUGUGGGAGAGAUUUUUGGUUCAAUGCAAACCUUCACCAGGACCAGAAGGAGCUCAGCGGAGAGAAGCCCUUCAAAUGGUACAAGGACAGGGAUUUGUUUGUGAAGAGCUCUAAUGUCCACCUGUCAGAGAAGCCCUUUGCUUGCAGGGAAGGUAGGAAGGCCAUCCUGGACAGCCAUGAUCUCCAGCAUCAGGCCAUUGACAGCAGGAGGAAGCCAUAUUUCAAUUUUGGACAGCUCCCAGAAAUCCAUACCACACAGAAACUCUUCCAUGGCAACAACUGUGGAAAAGCCUUUCUAAAGACCUCCACCCUCCUCAACCACCUGAGAACUCAUUCUGGUGAGAAAUCAACCUUUGUUAAUCAAAUAUUGCACACUGGAGAAAUAUCUCAUGUGUGUAAGGAGUGUGGGAAGGCCUUUAGUCACCUGUCUAAACUGAGGAAGCACCAGAAUUUUCACACUGGAGUAAAAUAUUAUGAGUGCAAUGAAUGUGGGAAAACAUUCAGCCACAAACUCACACUUGUUAAUCAUCAGAGAGUUCACACAGGAGAAAGACCUUAUGAGUGUAGUGACUGUGGGAAAGCCUUCAAUAACAGGUCACACCUCACUCGGCAUGAGAAAGUUCACACUGGAGAAAGGCCUUUUGAGUGCCUCAAAUGUGGAAGAGCCUUCAGCGAAAGCUCCAAUUUCCUUCGGCACCAGAAAGUUCAUACCCAAGUAAGACCUUAUGAGUGCAAUCAAUGUGGUAAAUCUUUCAGCCGAAGCUCUGCUCUCAUUCAGCACUGGAGAGUUCACACUGGAGAAAGACCUUAUGAGUGCAGUGAGUGUGGAAGAGCUUUUAACAAUAACUCCAACCUUGCUCAGCACCAGAAAGUUCACACUGGAGAACGUCCUUUUGAGUGCAGUGAAUGUGGAAGAGACUUCAGCCAAAGCUCCCACCUCCUGCGACAUCAGAAAGUUCACACUGGAGAACGGCCCUUUGAAUGCAGUGAAUGUGGUAAAGCCUUCAGCAAUACCUCUACCCUCAUUCAGCACCAGAAAGUACAUACUGGGCAAAGGCCUUAUGAGUGCAGUGAAUGUAAAAAGGCCUUCAGCCGCAGCUCCAGCCUAAUUCAGCACUGGAGAAUUCACACUGGAGAAAGGCCUUAUGAGUGCAAUGAGUGCGGGAAAGCCUUUGCUCACAGCUCUAGUCUCAUUGAGCACUGGAGAGUUCACACAAAAGAAAGGCCUUAUGAGUGCAAUGAAUGUGGGAAAUUCUUUAGCCAAAACUCCAUUCUCAUUAAACAUCAGAAAGUUCACACUGGAGAAAGACCUUAUAAGUGCAGUGAAUGUGGGAAAUUCUUUAGCCGGAAGUCCAGCCUCAUUUAUCACUGGAGAGUUCACACUGGAGAAAGGCCUUAUGAAUGCAGUGAAUGCAGGAGAACCUUCAGCAAUAACUCCCACCUGGUUCGUCAUCAGAGAGUUCACACACAAGAAAGGCCCUAUGAGUGCAGCCAGUGUGGGAAAGCUUUUAGUGAAAGAUCCACACUUGUUCGACACCAGAGAGUUCACAACAAAGAAAGGACUUAUGAGUGUAGCCAGUGUGGGAAAAUCUUCAGCCGACUUUGUAACCUUGCUCAGCAUAAAAGGAUUCAUUCCUAAGUGGAUCUUUAUGGAAGCAGACUUUGUGAGAAAAUUUUCAGCCAAGUCAAACUUCAUGCAGCAGAAUCCCCACCCCAAAGAAAUUACCUAUAUGUACCACUAAUGUGGAAAAGCCUUUAGAAGCUACUCUGUCCUUUCUGAUUAGCCCAGGAACCUUGGCAGAGCCAUCUCACCCUAGAACAUAAAGCAGAAUCCAUACCUA
Molecule: messenger RNA, 2533 nt
Organism: Lemur catta (Ring-tailed lemur)
Lineage: Eukaryota; Metazoa; Chordata; Mammalia; Primates; Lemuridae
Product: zinc finger protein 132-like
Exons: 3
Coding region: 322-2331 (669 amino acids)
Biological process (GO): regulation of transcription by RNA polymerase II
Cellular component (GO): nucleus
Molecular function (GO): RNA polymerase II transcription regulatory region sequence-specific DNA binding; DNA-binding transcription factor activity, RNA polymerase II-specific
Source: RefSeq, a predicted model, not a curated record